Helianthus annuus (common sunflower) is the source of this 1001-nucleotide messenger RNA. RefSeq names its product putative RING-H2 finger protein ATL21A. The record is from RefSeq and is a predicted model, not a curated record. NCBI's taxonomy places the organism in Eukaryota, Viridiplantae, Streptophyta, Magnoliopsida, Asterales, Asteraceae. The coding region runs from base 85 to 795 and encodes 236 amino acids. The transcript has 2 exons.
ACCACUACAUCAUCUCCUACACUUAACCUCUCAUCCCCAAAACAAUCUUUUUACAGGUUUCUUGAACACAAUUCAGACAUCACCAUGAAACCCUUCAACCUCUUCAUGUUCAUCUUCUUCAUCUUCUUCACAUUCAUCAAUGUUCUUGAAGCCAAAUUCACCUCCAAAAUAUGCAAACAUGACAAACCCUACAUCCAUUUUCCAUUCAAAGUCAACUCAUUUUGCAAACACAACCACACCAUGAUCAACUUUCCAAAUUAUGGUGAAUUGGGUGUGAAAACAAUCACUUAUGACCCCAAAAAACUCACCUUAUUCGACCCGAAAGAUUGUGUGUUUGAAGUGUUCUUGAAUCUUGAUCUUGAUCGUACACCGUUUCGGUAUUAUCAUGUCGUUAAGAACUACACGUAUUGGAAUUGCUCGGUUAAUCUUUCGGCCUCUUUCGAAGAGGUUCCAUGUUUGAGUGGUGCUACACACCAUGUUUAUGUUGUUGAGUCAUCUUUAGAUGUUCAUGAGUCUUGUGAGGUUGUGAAAACUGUUUUGAUUCCAUUCGGGUAUAGUUCGUACGUGUCGGAUGAUAGUUUCGGGCUCGAUUUGAGUUGGGAUUCUGAUGGUGUAAUGGAUUUUGCAGAAGAGAGAAGAGAAUUUGGUGUACAAUCCAUAAUUGGAGGAUUAAGUGUGGUGAUUUUGGUUUUGGUGAUUGUGGGAUUAGGGUGUGUGAAGGUUUAUUGUUGGAAGAAAUCAAGAAUUAGCGAAGAUGAAUGGGAGAAGUUACUUGGAGAUCUUGAAACGUUGUGAUUAGAGUCCGGUUAAGACCAGUCGAGCCGGGACCGACACGGUACUGGUCGUAUAGGUUUAUAUGAUAGUUAGCGGUUAAAACUUUUAGUGAGAAAAGGAAUUAUUUUGUUUAGAUUCUUGUUUUGUAUAGAAUGUUUUUUUUUUAAUUUCAUAUCCCUUUCUAAACUUGCAAAAUAUGGUUUUUUUUAGUAUUGUUUUGUAUAUAA